Messenger RNA from Drosophila sulfurigaster albostrigata, 963 nucleotides. Its product is annotated as sarcocystatin-A-like. Lineage: Eukaryota; Metazoa; Arthropoda; Insecta; Diptera; Drosophilidae. The record is from RefSeq and is a predicted model, not a curated record. The transcript is spliced from 3 exons. Gene Ontology annotation, molecular function: cysteine-type endopeptidase inhibitor activity. The coding region runs from base 1 to 357 and encodes 118 amino acids.
AUGUUUGGAAUGAAAGUUGUAUUCAUUGUGGGCUUGUCACUUGCCUUUGCUUCGGCUCAACGUCCCGGUGGAGUGACUCCACUCAGUGGCGAUGAUCUGGUGUCUGCUACGAAUGUGCUGAACAAUUCAUUGGAGAAGCUGGCUAGCGGCGAUGGACCAAAUUAUAAAUUGGGCAAAGUUAUCUCAGCUAGUCGUCAACUUGUUUCGGGUUUUAAAUACGUUUACGAAGUGGAGCUCGUUUCUGAGAACAACACCAAGAAUUGUAAUGUGGAGAUCUGGUCACAGCCCUGGUUGCCCAAUGGCAAUGAAGUCACCUUUGAUUGCCCCGAUGGCAAAGUGGUGAAGAGACACAACUAAAGCUGUCAAGUCGAAUAAGUUCCAAUGUCGAUUCGCUACUAAGAGUGGUUUCGCUGAUUAAAGAACUGUUUAGUCUGCCUGCUAUAAUAUUGUGUCCGAUUUUUGGAUUUAUUAGGAAUACCUGCGGUUUGAAUUUAAAUUGAAAAUAUAUUAACAUACAUUUAAUUGAGAAAAGUAAGCACGGUUUGGCAAUUGACAUAAAUUCAACAUUUCCUUGUCUUCCAUAACAAAAUCGGAAUCACUUUUAGCAUUAGAUGUUAUCGCUCAAAGAACUGUGACAUAUUGUAUAUUAUUAUUUCUUUCUUUAAUAGUGGAAAUUAUCUUAGCUUGAGUGAAUACAAAAAAUAUAUAUUUUAUUUGAAAAGUAUUUAAUAUAUUAAAGUCGACUCAAAGGGUAAUUUAAUAUUAAUUUGUGCUUAUAUUGUGUAGUAUUUACAUUAGCUAGUAUUCACUAUACAAGGUUGGUAAAUACAGCUGUGUAAUGUUUUGAGUUAUGAACUGAUAAGCCGUCGUAUCAAUUUUUGUUGCUUUGACCUAUGAGUCGGCUUUCCAAUCUUGAAUUUGUAUUAUUCUUGCACGAAUACAUAUUAUUAUGUGUUCUCUUUA